UCGCGAGCAAGUUAUUCUAGCUUUUCGCAAAUUCGGCAAAGAGACCAAGCACGGAGGAUGGGCGCCGUCUUGGAGAAGACUUUAACGUAUGGUGAUAUUAGACCAAUUCGAUUAAGCCUCGAGGCUCUUAGGAGUCGGAUGUUAAUUAGAAGACGUGUUCCGGAUAUUGAACAAGAUCGGGGUAUUCAAACUCGAGAAGAUAAGCUUGGGUUUUGUGAGAAACGGAAUGAUCUGCUAAAACACAGAAGGAAUGCAGAAAAAGCCAUAAAAUACUACAACAAGAAGCACAAGGGUGCUAAAUUUAAGCUGGUGGAGAUCAUAUCUGCCUGUUCUUUCUUUUCUAUGGGUAUUUGGGAGCAUAUCAACUUCAAUGCUUCUGAAGAUGACAAGUCUCAGAAAAAUUUUUUUGCUGAAUUUUCACAUGGAGAAGCUCAUUGGGGAAGGAAUCAUAAAACAGAAGCUGAAAAAAUCACUGCAUGUUUUUUGUUGGAAGAAGGGUCUACCAAAGACUACUGUGGAUUUUGUCCCCGUGAAAACAAAAUUGAUCACCCUCUUCAGGGAUUUACAGCAGGGAUUCGCUGGUGAUUUUAAUGCAUUUUGUUGAGGAGCUUCCUUCACGCAAUAUGAUGAAAACUAUAAUGCAUCCCUACCCCUUCAGCAAGCAAAAGAAUUGCACUACUAAUAGUUUGUUAUGUGGCGAUUGUCAGCUUUUGUCAUAUGUUCUAUCUAGCAAAGUUUAUCAUAAAGGAUCCUGAUGCUUAUUUUAGUAAGAUUUCUCAGUGUGAUUGGCUCAUAUGCAUGUUUGAAUAGCUUUCUCAUGAAUUUUUUUUGUUUUUGUUGGGGUAUCUUUUGAAUGGCAAGAAAUUAAAAAUAAACUAAGCUUUUGAGUUUGAUAA
This is a messenger RNA of Populus nigra (black poplar), 896 nucleotides long. RefSeq lists its product as uncharacterized. The transcript has 4 exons. The coding region runs from base 58 to 585 and encodes 175 amino acids. The record is from RefSeq and is a predicted model, not a curated record. NCBI's taxonomy places the organism in Eukaryota, Viridiplantae, Streptophyta, Magnoliopsida, Malpighiales, Salicaceae.